GCCUGUACCAGGCAGUUGAUGCGGGCAGCCCUAGCGUAUCAUUGCUCCACUCACUUAGCGAACCGGCUAGUCAGCAACAGGAGAUCGGCUGCUGCCAAAUGGGGCAUUUAAAACACAGAUAAGCCGAUUAAUAUACCCCUUUCACCCGGUUUAUUUUGAGUGGCCUGAGAGUUUGUGGCCAUGGGUGACACCGAGCUGGAGCUGUCCCCUGCCCUGCUAGAAGAGCUGCAGAAGAGCCCGUCAGCCUCUUCCACCACCUCCUCAACCUCCUCUCUGUCCCUACCCUCUUCUCCAUCGUCUGGCCCUCAUCCCCUAACCAGCUCCAGCCCGAGCACCAGCGAAGGCCUGUCCACUUCCAGCCCCCCUCUAGACGUCAUAUCCGAGGGCGUGGGUGAACUCAGCCUGGUGAUUGAUACCGAGGUGGCUCAGAAAGCCUGCCAUGAGGUUCUCCAAAAGGUGAAGCUCUUGAAGGGCGACGGAGAUGUACCUCCAGGGGAAGCAGAGCCCGGUCUGCCAAACGGUACCGUGCACCACGAGGCCACAGAUGUAGGCGGAGGAAAGCCUCAAAAGAUCAGAGAGGAGGUGGCGGAGCCCCUAAAGAGCGUACGGCGGCGUCAGAAGAACAACUCAUCCAAGCAGUCCUGGCUCCUGCGGCUAUUUGAGUCUAAGUUGUUCGAUGUCUCCAUGGCGAUCUCUUAUCUUUACAACUCUAAGGAGCCCGGUGUCCAAGCUUAUAUAGGCAAUCGACUGUUUAGUUUCCGAAACGAAGACGUGGAUUUUUACUUGCCCCAGUUGCUCAAUAUGUACAUUCACAUGGACGAGGACGUGGGCGACGCCAUCAAACCCUACGUGGUUCACCGCUGUCGGCAAAGCAUCAACUUCUCCCUGCAGUGCGCCUGGCUGCUGGGGGCCUACUCUUCUGACAUGCACAUCUCCACGCAGCGUUACUCUCGCGGCACGAAGCUGCGUAAACUCAUCCUGUCAGACGAGCUCAAGCCCUCCAGCCAGCGUGUCCGCAGGGAGAUUCCGCAGCCACCCCUCUCCUGCCCUCCUCCCCUUCAGCAUGGUCAGGGCAUGAGCGAACACAGCCUCUCGCCCUCCAAACGCACGCACCAGCGCUCGAAAUCCGACGCCACCGUCAGUAUCAGCCUCAGCAGCAAUCUGAAGAGAACCGCCAGCAACCCCAAAGUAGAGAGCAGUCAAGAUGAGGAUUUGAGCUCCAGCUCCGACAGUCUCGAGCUAGAGGCUGGUACACCAGUGCGUCUGACUCCCCAGAGAGAGUUUAUUAAGUCUCUGAUGGGCAUCGGCAAAAGACUGGCCACUCUGCCCACUAAAGAACAGAAGACUCAGAGGCUGAUCUCAGAACUGUCCCUGCUCAACCACAAGCUGCCUGCGCGGGUCUGGCUGCCCACGGCUGCUUUCGACCACCACGUGGUGCGCGUGCCUCACACGCAGGCCGUCGUGCUCAACUCGAAGGAUAAAGCACCUUAUUUAAUCUAUGUAGAAGUUCUGGAAUGUGAAAACUUUGAGACGUCAAGCGUGCCGGUCCGGAUUCCAGAAACAAGGAUCCGCAGCACACGCUCCGUAGAGAACCUCCCGGAUUGCGGCAUCACGCCCGACCAGCGUGCCAGCAGCUUUUCAACGGUUCCCAAUUAUGACAACGACGACGAAGCGUGGUCUGUAGACGACAUCGGAGAGCUGCAGGUGGAGCUUCCUGAGAUCCACACCAACAGUUGUGACAACAUCUCCCAGUUCUCAGUAGAUAGCAUCACGAGCCAGGAGAGCAAGGAACCUAUUUUUAUUGCAGCUGGAGACAUCAGACGACGUCUGUCGGAGCAGCUGGCCCACACACCCACCACUUUCAAGAGGGACCCCGAAGAUCCCUCAGCUGUAGCUCUAAAGGAACCGUGGCAGGAGAAAGUGACACGAAUCCGAGAGGGCUCUCCCUACGGGCACCUGCCCAGCUGGCGUCUUCUUUCUGUUAUUGUGAAAUGUGGCGAUGACCUGAGACAGGAGCUGCUUGCCUACCAAGUGCUAAAACAACUGCAGAUUAUCUGGGAGCAAGAGCGGGUUCCUCUUUGGAUCAAGCCCUAUAAGAUCCUGGUCAUCUCUUCAGACAGCGGCAUGAUUGAGCCGGUUGUCAACGCGGUGUCCAUUCACCAGGUGAAGAAACAGAGCCAGCUGUUGAUGCUGGACUACUUCCUGCAAGAGCACGGCAACUACACUACAGAGGCCUUUCUGACCGCACAGCGCAACUUCGUCCAGAGCUGUGCAGGCUACUGCCUCAUCUGCUACCUUCUGCAGGUUAAGGACAGGCACAAUGGAAAUAUCCUUCUGGACUCGGAGGGCCACAUCAUUCACAUCGACUUUGGUUUCAUCCUCUCCAGCUCACCACGAAACUUGGGCUUUGAGACGUCUGCCUUCAAACUCACCAGUGAAUUUGUCGAUGUGAUGGGAGGUCUGGAUGGAGACAUGUUCAACUAUUACAAGAUGCUAAUGCUCCAAGGACUCAUCGCUGCACGCAAGCACAUGGAGAAGGUCAUCCAGAUUGUAGAAAUCAUGCAGCAAGGUUCUCAGCUCCCAUGCUUUCACGGCUCCAGCACCAUACGUUACCUGAAGGAGAGAUUCCACAUGAACCUGACGGAGGAACAGCUGCAGGUUUUGGUGGAACAGAUGGUGGACGGGUCCAUGCGCUCCAUCACGACCAAGCUGUACGACGGAUUCCAAUAUCUCACAAAUGGCAUCAUGUGAGCGGAGGGUGCACGUGGACUAGAACGCUAGAACUGGAAAAAGGCUGCACCGUUUUGAAAAACCACUCCCGUUUCCCAUAACCACACCUGCUUGUCUGCCUGAUUAUUUUUCGUUAUGGAUUUCUUUUUACUCUGAAGAGGUUUUGUGACGUAACUGUCCUCUUUUCUCAACAGGAUAUCUGGUUUAAACUCUGUCUUCUUGCAUUUCCCUGGAUGUCCCUUCAGAGCUAUUUUAGCCAGUUUUUCAGUGCCUCAUUUAAACACUAGACUAGGCUGCUGUGUCACGAUCUGGUUUGACUCGCACAUGUGUACAGAUUUUACUAUCCCAUAUUAACAUCUGCAGUUUCUUUUUUGCUAUACCACUAAUGCUUUUUAUCCUUGAUUGAUGGAAAUUACUGGACAACAUUCGGAUUUUAACACGCAUAUCUGCAAUGUGUAGUCCUUGCUGGGGUGGAAAACAGGAGAUGCUGUAUGUAAGCGUGUAAAUUGCCUGUAAAAUGAGAGAACGGGGUGGUUAACAUUGCUGCUUUGUCCAGCUAUGUGAAGUCAGUGUUACAUUAAAUGUUUUCUAAGAGAACUUCAGCUCUCUGUCUUAGUCAGCGCUGCCGAAUGAAGAAAGCCAUCAAGCCAUCAAACUUUUACUUCAAAAGCCCUUGUGCAGCAAUGGGUUGAAUAAAGCUUUUGGAUGUUGUAAACUUUAAAACACCAAAGACACUGACCAGUGAUAUACUCUCAUCCAAUUGGUUACUGGUUUAACUGAAAAAAACUGAAAUAAAAUUAUGACUGGUCUGUUUUUUUUACUAUGGUAAAAAAGGAUAGGAUGAGUUUCCAAAGGUGGAUGCUGUUUCAAAGGUUGCAGACUAAAAUAUGAACUCGGCAACUUUGAGACAAAAACACUAUUUAUUGCCCAUUUACAAAUAUUUCAUGCUUACAUGGCAUUUGUGAAAUACACGAUAGUGUCCGGAAUUCAGUUUGUUGUUCUGUUUGGCAGAAGUUAUAAUCCAAGUGCUCAUUUGUACAGCUUACCUGAAUUUAUAAUGGCCAUUUUCUCAUCUGAUCUCUGGCUACCUGAGGUGGGUCAGCCAUCUUUAAAUGUAAAUUGACUGAGCCACUGGAGUUUUUUAUUAUUUUUAAUAAAUGUGAGAGGAGUUUAGAAGCUGUUGCACAGGGUUUGAUGGAGAACUGAUUGCUGCUCAUAUUUUAGCAGAAGUGUAAGGGCUAUGAAAAAGGGGGGAUGACAUACCCAUUAAGUCUUUGUUUUAAUUCCUUUACAUGUACAGGUCUAAAGUUCCCGGCCUAGUUUUUCAUUCUUUUAUUUUCAUUGAAAUUUGUGAGGGUUCGCCCUUUCUUAUGCCUCUGUGACACCUGUACUAUUUAUCUGUUUCUUAUCUAUUUUAAUUCAUCUCCCAGUGAAAGACACAAAUUCCUUUUAGAUGUGUAUGUUUUCAACAGCUUUUUCUUGACUGUUUUAUACUUCUGUUGUUUCGACGUUCAAUUCUUUCUUUCCUUUGAAACUUGUCAAACGGACCAGCUCUUAAGAUCAUGUGAAUAACCUUUGUGAAUGUUCCUUUGUAUAAUAAAUUAAAUGUACCUAU
This is a messenger RNA of Triplophysa dalaica, 4345 nucleotides long. It is a transcript of the gene pi4kb, whose product is annotated as phosphatidylinositol 4-kinase, catalytic, beta. Bases 181 to 2751 code for a protein of 856 amino acids. Gene Ontology annotation, cellular component: cytoplasm; membrane. The transcript is spliced from 12 exons. Lineage: Eukaryota; Metazoa; Chordata; Actinopteri; Cypriniformes; Nemacheilidae. Gene Ontology annotation, biological process: phosphatidylinositol-mediated signaling; phosphatidylinositol phosphate biosynthetic process. The record is from RefSeq and is a predicted model, not a curated record. Gene Ontology annotation, molecular function: 1-phosphatidylinositol 4-kinase activity.